AUGCAGGACCGGCUUCAGCUACAAAUGCAGGAGUGGUUAGACAAGAUGAAGCAAGAAAUGUCUGAGAAGAUGCGGGAAUCUCAAGAGGAUAUAGUGGCAAAGCUAACCCGACUGAUAACUAAGGGAGUGGUUGAGAAGGAAAGAGUGAAGGAGGAGUUACCGAGACAGUUGGAAGAGAGAUGCAAGUGGCUUGAGGAGAAGUUCAAGGCGAUGGAAGUUACUGAAAGCUAUCGAGGCAUUGACGCAAAAGAGCUGAGUUUAGUGCCAAAUCUUGUUCUCCCUCAUAAGUUUAAGAUGCCUGAAUUCGAGAAGUACAAUGGGACGACUUGCCCAGAGGCUCAUAUCACCAUGAGUGGGAAGAUCGAUGCUGGAGAAGGUAACAGAAGAUCAGCUUCGAAGAGGAAGGAAAACGAGGUGAACAACGCGAGCAUGUACAACAAGGGGUACUCGAAGUCAGUAACAGUGAGUCGGCCAGGAAAGGCGGCUGCCAAUCAGCAAAGCUCGUCGAGACAGGAGGUCGGUACAAGGCGAAAUACGGAGAGGCCCCAAUUCACACCAAUUCUUAUGUCGUACAGGGAAUUAUACCGAAACUUAUUCGACGCACAUGUAUUUUCCCCUUUCUAUCUGAAGCCCUUACAGCCCCCGUACCCCAAAUGGUACGACGCAAAUGCACAGUGCGACUAUCAUGCGGGAAUCACGGGGCAUUCCAUAGAAAAUUGUACUGCCUUCAAGAAGUUGGUUGAAAGGCUCAUUGGUAUGGGUGUCGUUAAAUUUGAUGAAGCCACCAAAGCAGAAAAUCCAUUACCAAACCAUACUGACAGUGGAAUAAACAUGAUGGGCGAGGACAGAAAAGUCAAGGCAGACAUUGCGGACGUGAAGACUCCUUUGAGAUGGGUCUGGAAAGAGAUGGUGAAAAGGGGGCUAAUUACUUCAGAAGAAAGCUGUGAGAAGAGUGGGAACUACUGUGAGUUCCACUGUGAAAUGGGGCAUGAAAGCCAAGAGUGUACAGAGUUCAGAGCCGUGGUACAGGGUAUGAUGGAUAAUAAGGAGAUGGAAUUUUGUGAAGGAAUUCAGAAGGAGAAUCAUGUAUGUACGUCAGAGUUGGCAUUGGGAGUUCCAAAGGCUAACCAUCCUGUGGCCAUCAUCUCACGACCUAAGAAUAGUGAGGUUGGAGUGCGAGUAGCACCAAAGGAUGCAAUUAAUAAAGAGGACCAUGAUGAAGAAGGGCAUGACGAACAGGUGAAGGCUCGAGUAGAGCCAAUAAGAAAAGAAACUUCGGAUGGAAAGAAGAAGAAGACAGUCGAACCUGAAUUGUUUGUCAAUGAACCAAUCAAGGAGGAGGAAGCUAGAGAGUUCUUGAAGUUCAUAAAGCAUAGCGAGUACAGCGUUGUGGAACAGCUACACAAACAACCAGCUCGCAUAUCUGUGCUAGCUUUACUCCUGAACUCGGAGGGACAUCGAAAUGCACUGCUGAAGGUGCUAAAUGAAACUUAUGUGGCCGACGAUAUCUCUGUUAACAAGUUGGAUCGACUGGUCGGCAAUAUAAGCGCUGAUAACUUCAUCUCUUUCAGCGAUGACGAAAUACCACCUGGGGGUAUGGGAUCUACUAGAGCUUUACACAUCACUGCAAGGUGUAAAUGGUGCAUAUUACCGGGGGUUCUGGUAGACAAUGGAUCGGCAUUAAAUGUAUUGCCCCUAUCCACGCUCAACAGGCUACCUGUGGAUAGUUCGCAUAUGAAGUCGUGUCAGAACGUGGUUCGAGCAUUCGAUGGUACUGAGAGGAGGGUCAUGGGAAGAAUUGACAUUCCCUUGUUAAUUGGCCCAACUAUUUAUGAGGUGGACUUCUUAGUUAUGGACAUCAAGCCUUCUUACAGUUACCUAUUAGGAAGGCCAUGGAUUCAUUCAGCAGGUACGGUACCGUCAUCGUUACAUCAAAAACUGAAGCUGGUGUCAGAAGGCAGGGUUGUGACGAUAGAUGCCGAAGAAGAUAUCAUUGCAUCUGUGACCAAUGAUGCGCCUUAUCUAGAAACGAGCGAUGAUGCAAUUGAAUGCUCUUUCCGUUCCUUGGAGUUCAUAAAUGCAACAUUCAUCCGCGAGGGAAACAAGAUCCUGAUGCCGAGAAUAUCCAGGACCACAGAGAUGGGUCUGCAGUUGACUGUUGGAAAAGGAGCUUUGUCGAGAAGAGGAUUGGGGAGAUAUCUUCAGGGCCGAGUUGAGGCUCCAGUGUUGAAAGACAAGCAGGACCAUUUUGGCUUAGGAUACAAGCCAGAUGCUAGGCAGAAGAGGAUAGAGCAGGAAAAGAAGCGAGUGAGGAGAAAGGCUCGUUUGACAGGUGGUGAAGUUGAAUGGGAACCCAUGACCUUUCCUCACCUAUCCAAGACUUUUGUAUCAGGAGGAUUUGUCCAUCCAGGAAUGCUAGGGGUCAGAAGUAUUAACACGGAGCUAGGGAGUAUUCAUGCCGUGUAUGAAGAAGCGACGCGAGGAAGAGCUUUGCCAGAUAUUCGUCCUUACGAGUCGGAAAGGGAGCUAAACAACUGGACUGCAGAAGAAAUACCUGUAGUAUUUAGGAUUUCCUCAGAGUCCCACGAUAUCAAUGAUGCGAAUGUCACUCUUACAAAUUUAGAGUCUCCUUUUGAACGAAGCAUGUGUUUAGAGGAAUCGCAUGAUUUUGAAGACAACGAAGACUGUGGUUUGUCUCCUGACUUGUUGAAGAUGGUAGAAAGGGCCGAGAAGCAAAUCCUACCUUACAGGGAAUCAAUAGAAAUUAUGAGCUUAGAGGAGGGUAAAGAGGUGAAGAUCGGAUCAGAUAUCUCUGCAAAGACAAGACAAGACCUCAUCGAAUUACUCCGAGAAUUUAAGGACGUGUUUCCAUGGUCAUACCAGGAUAUGCCGGGGUUGAGUACCGACAUGGUAGUCCAUCGUCUCCCUAUAAGAGAAGAUUGCAAGCCAGUACAGCAAAAACUCAGAAGGAUGAGGCCUGAUAUCGUGUUGAAGAUAAAGGAGGAGGUCCAAAAGUAG
This is a messenger RNA of Gossypium raimondii (Peruvian cotton), 3018 nucleotides long. RefSeq lists its product as uncharacterized. The coding region runs from base 1 to 3018 and encodes 1005 amino acids. NCBI's taxonomy places the organism in Eukaryota, Viridiplantae, Streptophyta, Magnoliopsida, Malvales, Malvaceae. The transcript is spliced from 5 exons. The record is from RefSeq and is a predicted model, not a curated record.